Durio zibethinus is the source of this 1904-nucleotide messenger RNA. RefSeq lists its product as uncharacterized. The record is from RefSeq and is a predicted model, not a curated record. Lineage: Eukaryota; Viridiplantae; Streptophyta; Magnoliopsida; Malvales; Malvaceae.
UCUCCUUAAAAGGAUGCCUUGGAUAAGAAGAAAAGAUCAAAGAAAAUGCUCACCACAUCACUUAUUUUCAAACUGGUUUAUCCCUGGAGUCACGCUGCGGGCUUUUCAAACGUUCCAUGUAUGACUAAAACAAAAUAAAAACAUUGCAUUUAGAAUUGUUCAAUCAAACCCGGAUCACCACGGCAGGCUUUGACCCAAGAAUAACAAAAAGGCAAAUAUCAGCCAAGGUAAAGAAGGGAAAGUCAUAUACAAUGUUAUACUAUGGUAGAGCCGCUUUAUUGGAAUGUGCCUCUGUCUAUACUUGAAAUAAUCUCUUUGGUCUGACCACCAUGAAUGGUUUAUAACUUGGGCGGUCUAAUUGCUUUUCUGAGAUUCUGAAUUUCUGAUAGUUUCAAGCCCUUCCGUGUUCUACUAUCAUGGCAGUGAAAAGAGUAGUUUCUCCUGAAAUUUUUGGUUAUCGGUUAGUUAGCCGGGCCAAAUCGCCUGUAAUCUCUAUAAUCCUACUUGCUCUUCUAAUAUUUUUCAUGUUUGCUGACAGUCUCAUUUCUAGCAUGUCGCUGCCAUCUGCUGCCUUCACUGAAAAAGAAGAUUCUGAAGUGUUACAGACUCCAAAAGUUAUAAGAAAAAUCAAGUCGGAUGUUCCUUCUGUACCAUUGAAUGUUUCUAAACAAAAAAAGAUCAUUCAAGUUGAUAGUGACAAUCAGAAUUCUCUAGUAAUUUCUUCCUCGGGUGUUAGAGAAGAACGCAGAAUUGGGCGAUUCAGGAGAAAACUGCCCGAAUUUGAGAUUUUCAGGUCAGAUGACCUGACAAAGAGGUUUCAUGGUCGAGUUCUGAAAUUCUUCAACCAGGAAUGUGAUAUUCAAUUCUUCAUGACGUGGAUUUCAUCGGCAGGGUCCUUUGGAAGAAGAGAAAUCGUAGCUGUGGAAAGUGUUUUUAAAGCCCAUCCUCAUGGUUGCUUGAUGAUUCUAUCAAGAACCAUGAACUCUAAACAAGGUUACAGGAUCCUGAAACCGCUACUUGAUCGUGGCUUCAAAGUGCUUGCAACCACGCCGGACUUGCCAUUUCUGCUCAAGAAUACACCGGGUAAAGCUUGGUUUGAUGAAAUGAAGAGUGGGAAAAAGGACCCCGGUGAGAUACCACUGGCUCAGAAUCUAUCUAAUUUAAUAAGACUUGCAGUUUUAUACAAGUAUGGAGGUGUUUACUUGGAUACGGACUUCAUAGUCCUGAAAAGUUUUAAAGGGCUAAAGAAUACAAUCGGAGCACAAAGCAUUGAUGUGGUGUCCAAGAACUGGACAAGAUUGAACAAUGCAGUUCUGGUCUUUGAUAUGAACCAUCCACUUCUAUUCAAAUUCAUGGAGGAAUUCGCUUUAACCUUUGACGGAAACAAAUGGGGACAUAACGGGCCCUAUAUGGUUUCCAGAGUAGUUCGCAGAGUGGAAGGAAGACCUGGUUAUAAUUUCACCAUCUUGCCUCCAAUGGCCUUUUAUCCUGUUGAUUGGAUUAAAAUAGGGAGCCUUUUUAAGAUGCCUAAAGACAGAGCUGGCUCAAGAUGGGUAGAAGCUAAGCUGCAUCAGCUAAAUGGCCAAACCUAUGGAGUACAUCUCUGGAAUAAGCAAAGUAGCAAACUAAUGGUUGAAGAGGGAAGUGUAAUGGGAAGAUUAAUGUCAGAGCACUGUCUCUUGUGUAAACAUAUAUAUAGUUCUUGAAAGGAAAUUUUCCAGCCUGAAGAUGGUCAAGCUUCUUCCAUCAAAACAGAUCUUCCUAUGGCAAAAUUGCAAGAGUCUCCAGUGUCAAAAUUUUGUACAGUUUGUUGCCUGAAAAGGCCCAAUUCAAGGGCUGUGAUUUUUCUUUCUUUCCAAGACUUACGUUGGUUGUCUGAUUCCAUUUUUUCUUCUUGUUGUAAU